Messenger RNA from Oryzias melastigma (Indian medaka), 1487 nucleotides. RefSeq names its product cilia- and flagella-associated protein 47. Gene Ontology annotation, molecular function: protein binding. The record is from RefSeq and is a predicted model, not a curated record. NCBI's taxonomy places the organism in Eukaryota, Metazoa, Chordata, Actinopteri, Beloniformes, Adrianichthyidae.
UUCUGAGCCUUCACUGCCAGCUGGGAGACGUUCUGGAGGAGGUUCUGCAGAUUCCUCGCAUCAAUGUUCCGUGGGAGCAGGCGCUGGCUGUGUGGGCUCAGCACUGCAUGAGCGAGGACGAACGACGGCGGCGCCGGCUCACGCACUCUUUGCAAAGCAGCACUGUGAGGGCCAACAUGGCCACCCAGAAGCUCUGCAGGCAGCCGCUGUGGGGGCAGCUGGAGCAGAUGAAGCAGGUGGAGUACAGAGUGGAGGUUUCUUUGCCCCAAAACUUCAUUCUGCCCAGCUCUGUGGCCAUACCGGUGAAGGAGGACGCAGAUGGAGCGUGGGAUGAUUCUGCAGAGUGUGUGGACGUCCCCCUGCAGUUCAAGGCCGACUCUGUGGGACAGUUUACAUGUCAGGUGGUGAUGAAGUCCUGGAUGGACACCAGGCUGUACCUGCUGGAGGUGCUGGUGUCUGCACAGUUUUCCUUAUUUCAACAGAGAGGAGUCAGUCACCUGCAGUUCAGCUCACCUGUUCACCGUUCCCUCACUCAGCUCAUACCUGUGCGUAACGAGACGCUGCAGCACUGGAGGAUGGACGCCGGCGUGAGCGGUGAAGGCUUUUCCGGCCCAGACCUUUUAAAUGUCAUGUCGGGAACAGAGGAGUUCUACCCCCUCACAUUCCUGCCUGCUGCUCAGGGCGUCGUCACGGGGAAGCUGUCCCUGCAGGGGGGCUGUGCCGGCUCACAGCGUGUCUUCGCCCUCAGGGGGGUUGGGGAGCCCCCUUUGCCGCAGGACCGUGUGCUGCUUCACUGCCCGGUUGGAAGGAGCUCACACACUCAGCUGGACGUCCCAAACUCCAGCAAGACCAUCGUCACUCUGAAGGUGGUGACAGAUUUGUCUAUUGUGAGCGGCAUACCCAACCUUGAGGUGAAACCAGGCCACGCGGCUCCAUACACACUGACUGUGUCGCCAUGGAAACGAGGGAGAUUCUCAGGUUCGUUGUCGUUCGUGGAGGUUUGUGACGGCUUUAAGGCGAAAAACAGAAGAGGAACAUCAAGACAAAGCUAUGAAGUUCAUUUCUCUCUGGAGAUCAUGUGUGAGCCUGCAGCCCCCCUGAAGGUCAUCCGUGUACAGUGUGUCGCCGAGAGUUCUGCUGUAGUAGAGAUCCCUGUCUGUAAUGGAGGAGGAGAGCCGCUGCUCCUGGAGGUGAUGCUGGAAGGAGACGAUCUGACCGGAGAAGGUCGGCUCUCCGUUCCUGCUCUGGAAACUCUCAGCUACAAAGUCACGUUCCGUCCUGUGCGGGCGGGAAGGAGCACGGGCAGCGUUGUGUUCCAGUCAGAGCAAAUGAAGGAGUUCUGGUACCAGCUGGAGCUUUGUGGUCUCCCGCCUGCAGCUCCAAACCCAUGAAGUCAGAUCAGAAAGUGUGUUGGUGCUCGGACACACUUUUCAUGCAGGUCUGAGGCCUGUCAUGAGGAAACGCUCUCAUUAAAAGUGCAGAACAUC